AUGUUUGGGGUCGAAAGUCUUUGUUUUGAUUGGGAAAACAAAAUAUUGGAAGAAGACUUAAUUUCGCAACACGGAAUCGACUAUGAAAAAAAGCAAUCAAGAAAGCGUGAAUGUGAAGUACUACAAUCUGCAUUUACGAAGUUUAACUCCAUGAGAACUUCUCGUGCAUUUAUGAGAUUUAUGCGCCCAUUAGCGUGA
This is a messenger RNA of Clunio marinus, 198 nucleotides long. The record is from the annotation of a GenBank genome assembly. Lineage: Eukaryota; Metazoa; Arthropoda; Insecta; Diptera; Chironomidae.